AUGAUUUACAUCGACGACUGGGAUAUACCCUGCGAGAAGAUACGCUUAUCGAGUAGUGUCACUGGAAACGAGUCACCACGAGGCAACAAGGUUGAUACUCGAGGAUACAGCUCGAAACGGAUACCGUUUGGCUCGAAGGGAAGGAAGAGAGAGAGAAGGUACACAUUCGUGACUUGACACACUUUCAUGAAAAAGCCGCUCCUGACACCACGUCGACUACGCUAUAUAUUUCCGUUAGAUCAUCCAGCGACUGCAGUCUUCGUGUGUUUUUCCACAAGAAUAGUGGUGUCUGUUGAAAAUUCGCAAACAUGAAUAACCGAGAUGUUGUGAUUGUUUCAGCUGUUAGAACUUCCAUAGGAUCAUUCUGUGGAUCUCUGUCUCAUCUGAAAGCAUCACUGCUUGGAAGUAUUGUUAUUAAGGAAAGCUUGGCAAAAAUUGGAUUAGAUGGGGCAGAUGUUUCUGAAGUUAUUAUGGGACAGGUUUAUGCUGCAACAGAAGGCCAAAACCCUGCAAGACAGGCUGCAAUAUAUGCUGGCAUACCCAAUCAUGUACCAGCUUAUCAGAUCAAUAUGUUGUGCGGCUCUAGUUUAAAGUCUGUGAUAAAUGGUUAUACUUCUAUAAAAUCAGGAGAGAGUGAUAUAGUUGUAGCUGGUGGUCAAGAAAACAUGAGUAGAACACCACAUGCCAUCCAUCUCAGGAAUGCUGUCAAAUAUGGAAAUACUAAUUUGGUUGAUACACUGAUAGAGGAUGGUUUAACAGAUGCCUUCCAUAAUAUUCAUAUGGGAAUCACAGCUGAGAACCUUGUGGAAAAAUAUGCAAUAAGCAGAGAGUCACAGGACGAAUAUGCGAGUAAAUCUCAACAGAAAGCAGAAGCUGCCAUUAUUGCUGGACAUUUUAAAAACGAAAUUGUUCCAGUGAUUAUUGAAAAGAAGAAAGAGAUUAAUGUCAUUUCUCAAGACGAAUUUCCGAGAUUCCAGACGACUGUGGAAAAGCUGGCUAAGUUAAAACCAACAUUUAGACCGGAAAACGGCACGAUUACUGCCGGUAAUGCAUCUGGUAUGAGUGAUGGUGCAGCUGCUUUAGUUUUAAUGUCUCAAGAAGCUGCUGCAAAUAAAGGAAUAACACCAUUAGCCAAUAUCGUUGCAGUUGCGCAAGUUGGAGUUGAACCACGAAUUAUGGGCAUUGGGCCAGUUGAUGCUAUCAUAUCAGUUUUGAAGAAAGCAAAUUGGACGAAAGAAGAAGUAGACUAUUAUGAAUUAAAUGAGGCCUUUGCAGCGCAAGCGAUUGCGUGUAUUCAAGAGCUCGGGUUAGAUCCUGAGAAAGUUAAUGUCAAUGGUGGCGCUAUCGCCUUAGGUCAUCCCCUUGGUGUAUCAGGAGCAAGAAUACUGGUCACUUUGUUACACAUUCUAAAAAGAACUGGAAAGAAAAAAGGUGUCGCGUCUUUAUGCAUUGGAGGGGGUAUGGGCAUUGCUAUUGCUAUUGAAAGAAAAUAACGAAUGUCUCUUUUAUCUAAUAACAAGUUUAAAGAUCUUUAAACUUAAAACUUUAAACUUAAAAAUUUAAACUUAUAAAGUUAAAAGAUCUUUUUUACGAAAAUAGCGUUUAUUUUAUGUUAUAUGAUUAUCUUGGAGACAUUCGUUAUCUUGAGGUUUUUUCUAAUGUAUUAAAGUAUUAUACCAUACAGUUUUAGAAGAUGAUGGACAGUUGAGUAUUUUUAUACUGUGAUUUAUACAAAGAUGUAUAAAGAAUAUGUAUAAAGAUAUAUUUAUAUACAUAUAUAUAAAAUAUUGCAAUAUUAAGCUUCUCACAGGCUAUAAAGUAUACAGGAAGAGUAAAAUAUGAAGUAAAAGCAAAGUUUCUAAUGCUAUAUAUAAUUAAAUCACAAUCGUUUAUUUGAACGAUACAUUAUACGUAGCGUCAUUCGAGUUCCUAUGUGCGGGUAAUAAAAAGGGUAUUAAACUAAA
Odontomachus brunneus is the source of this 1964-nucleotide messenger RNA. RefSeq names its product acetyl-CoA acetyltransferase, cytosolic (gene Acat2). Gene Ontology annotation, molecular function: acetyl-CoA C-acetyltransferase activity. NCBI's taxonomy places the organism in Eukaryota, Metazoa, Arthropoda, Insecta, Hymenoptera, Formicidae. The transcript has 9 exons. Gene Ontology annotation, biological process: fatty acid beta-oxidation. The record is from RefSeq and is a predicted model, not a curated record. The coding region runs from base 309 to 1493 and encodes 394 amino acids.